AUGGUCACCCUAUCAGCUGCCGAAGCUUCCAAUGCCAAGAUCGCCACCAGUCUUCCAAUUGGAAUGGUAGCAGUCUUUGUCGGUGGUACCAGCGGCAUAGGUGAAUAUACCCUCAAGAACUUCGCUCAGAAUGCCAAGAACCCCAGAAUAUAUCUCGCUGGCCGGUCCCAAGACGCGGCGAACCGCAUUAUUUCCGAAUGCACCAAGCUCAACCCGGAUGGACAGUACAUCUUCAUUCAGUCCGAUGUCAGUCUUCUGAAAAAUGUCCUUCCUGUAUGCGAGCAAAUUCUAUCCAAAGAAAAGUGCAUCAACCUCUUGUUUCAGACCCAAGGAGGUCUGGGAGUAGAGAAGACGUCGGAAGGGCUUUCCCGGGCUUACGUGCUCCCAUUCACCUCCCGCAUUCUCUUUGUGCUCGGCCUCCUGCCCGCUCUUCAAAAAGCCUCAGGGCUCAAGAGAGUUGUUUCCGUCUUCGCAGCUGGCUACGAAGGCCACUUUGACGAAAACUAUUGGUCUGAAUAUGUAACCAAACAGCCCAUGAAGUCUCGUGGACAUUUAGCGGCCAUGAUCACCAUGGCGCACAACGUGCUGGCCAGGAAGGCCCCCGAUUACUUGGGCCCUUGUUUCUAA
Hirsutella rhossiliensis is the source of this 627-nucleotide messenger RNA. RefSeq names its product short chain dehydrogenase domain-containing protein. Lineage: Eukaryota; Fungi; Ascomycota; Sordariomycetes; Hypocreales; Ophiocordycipitaceae. The coding region runs from base 1 to 627 and encodes 208 amino acids. Gene Ontology annotation, biological process: secondary metabolic process. The record is from RefSeq and is a predicted model, not a curated record. The transcript is spliced from 3 exons.